UUAUCGCUUUAGUUGAACGCAUUUGCUUACUUUCGUUGUUCGCGCUUACGGCCCUCAUCGGGAAUAUGAGUAUCUUAAUUUCAUUGAAUUCGGUAAUCCUUGCCGUUGCGAUUCUAUUUCUUUAUGCCAGUUGGUCGUUGUAUAAGAAACGAAGAUCCUUUCGACAUAUAACCUCCAAAAUACCAACGCGUUAUGGAAUACCUUUCAUUGGCAUCGCAUACGAGUUUUUGGAUUUAACCAAGGUUUAUAAAAAUGCCAGUCGUGGUUUCGAUAAAAUAAAAAGUUUAACCGCUUGCGUGUGGGUUGCCAACACUCCCAUUGUUAUUACCAUCGAUCCCGAAGUGAUCAAACAUGUCACAACUUCACCGGAGUUUCUCAACAAAGCCAGAGAUUUGUACGCCCACUUCCAUAAUGGUGUAAUUAAUGGGCUCAUCGUGAAUCCAGUGAAAAAAUGGAAGCCUGAUCGCAAAGCUAUCACUCCAUUCUUAAGCCACAAUAACAUCUUAAGUUUUUUCCCGUUUUUCAACGAUAAUGCAAAGAAUGUCUUGCGGAAGUUAAGCGACUUGGCUGGACACGGUGAAAAAGAUGUCUAUGGAAUUAUCAAAGCAAUGGGCUUACAGUUGAGCAUUUUAACUAUUAUGGGUAUUAAGAUAGAGGAGGGCACCCAGAAGUACAACGAGAUUAUGAAUGCCUUUAACAUCUUAGUUCACCGCAUGGCAGAUAAUUCUGUUUACUCCUCGGUGGGUCUUGGCUUUCUGACCCUGACGCCAACCUAUAAUAGAACAAUUAAAUAUUUACGAGAAUUAGUGCGCUCUUUAAUAAAAGAAACACUCGCACGUCAAUCCGAUGAGGACAAAUUCGAAGAUGGCAGGCAAACGGUGAUUGAUUUGAUGCUGAGAGUUAUGCGCCAAGGACAUUUCACACCCAACGAUGUGGAAAUCGAGAGUUUCACAAUGAUUGCUGCGUCCUACGAAACCUCAGCGUUUGCAGUCUACUCAACAAUUGUGAUGCUGGCAAUGCAUCCGGAAAUUCAAGAACGAGCUUUUCAAGAAGUCUACUCCGUAUAUCCAGACAAAAUCACAUCAGUGGAAUAUGAUGAAUUGAAGAACCUUCCUUACUUGGAUAUGGUUAUAGCAGAGUCAUUGCGUUUGAAUCCACCCAUACCCUACAUCGGCCGGCAGACAAUUAAUGAAACGGAACUUUGGCCAGGCCUUACGCUUCCAAAAGAAAUGCAGGUCAUUAUACCAAUUUACGAACUACAUAGACGCAAAGAACUCUGGGGUCCCGAGGCAGCACGUUUCAAUCCCGAUAACUUUUUGCCCGAGAAUAUUGCAAAGCGUCAUCCGUGUACCUAUAUGGCUUUCUCGAAAGGACCGCGAAACUGCAUAGGUUUUCGUUAUGCUGACGUCACAUUGCGUGUGCUCCUGAUAACUUUGCUGCGUAGUCUGAAAUUCUCAACCACUUUUAGAUAUGAGGAUAUCGUCUUUAUGCCAAGAGUUACUUUGUCUUAUGAAAAGGAGCCGCUAGUAAGCAUAGAGCUCAGAGAUUGUUAAGGUGGAGCCCCAAAUUGAUUAUUAGUCUGCAAAUCUAGUUAAAUUUUAUCACUUAUAAAUACGAGUUCUGCAAGUUUACCAUGCUUUAUACGAUAAUAAUAAAAACUUACUUCCUCAAUUA
Molecule: messenger RNA, 1674 nt
Organism: Anastrepha obliqua
Lineage: Eukaryota; Metazoa; Arthropoda; Insecta; Diptera; Tephritidae
Product: probable cytochrome P450 313a4
Exons: 8
Coding region: 66-1553 (495 amino acids)
Molecular function (GO): monooxygenase activity; oxidoreductase activity, acting on paired donors, with incorporation or reduction of molecular oxygen; heme binding
Source: RefSeq, a predicted model, not a curated record